Molecule: messenger RNA, 2857 nt
Organism: Prosopis cineraria
Lineage: Eukaryota; Viridiplantae; Streptophyta; Magnoliopsida; Fabales; Fabaceae
Product: cysteine and histidine-rich domain-containing protein RAR1
Exons: 5
Coding region: 2087-2620 (177 amino acids)
Biological process (GO): defense response to fungus; defense response to bacterium
Cellular component (GO): nucleus; cytoplasm
Molecular function (GO): Hsp90 protein binding
Source: RefSeq, a predicted model, not a curated record
ACUCGUCCUCUCCCUCUCUAUCUCCAUCCACCUCUUAUGUUUCACCGUCUCUGCUUUUUGCUUACCUUUACCUUGAUGCAUAGUUGACUGUGAUGGGUUGGGUGAUUCUUGAUAUACCGAUUGGAUUAUGUUGUCUUUAUGACUCGAAAAGAGUAUCUUGCGUGUUGGAAGUCCUAAUGUUGGAUGUUUAGGGUUUAAGAUUAUUGCUUUUCAGCUCUAAAACUAGAUCACUAAUGAGUUUUGUUUUGUGAAGCUGUUUAUCUAAAAAUGUUGACUUGGGCUAAUUACUGAUGCGAAACCAACUUGAUUUGGUUGCAUACAUGCCUGCUGUGUCAGACUGUGAUUUGCUUCUUUUCGCUGGAUUUUCACCGUUAGAUUGUAAUGUGAAGUUUGUGAGCUUCGAGUAAGCAUUCUCUCCAUGUUUAUAACAACAUCCUGCUAAAGAGAACGGAGGGAGAGAGGGAACAGAAUUAAUAUUUAUGUUAUGAGUGUAAAGUACUUGGGGCUAACAGUAGUUCACACUUCGCAGAAUAGUUCAAUGAUUUUGAAAAAUUCUGACUAAAAAAUUAUGGCUCUGAAUCUGGGAGGUGUACUAAUUUAGCCAUCCUUUUUCUAGAAACAGAUCCAGAGAUAAAUUAAGAUUGUAAAUUUGGAUUUUAGCUAUGGCCAACGUAAGGUUUAUUUUUCUACCGGGUAUUUUAUCAUUUCAUGAGGAAUACAUCCAGCACUCAUGAACCUUGAUAUAAUUUUGCUGGCUUCUUAAGGUCAUUUAAGGUUUCACUGGUCUCUGUUGUAGUGGUAUAUGGAUGAAUCUUGUGAAGUUGGUCCCAAUUGUGUUCUUCCUGAUUCAGUCUAAUAAUUAUUCACAUAACGUUGAGAUUAAAUAUCUAUGAAAUAGUUCAAUUAAAGUUCCGCCUAUGCUUUUUGAAGCUUAUGGUAUUUCAGUUAAUCCUCCAGAUUUUUUUUUUCCGAAUCGCUAUGGGAAUAAUUUGCACACAGUUAUGAAUUAAAGGGCACAAAUAACAAUACCCUUCGUGUUUUGAGCAAGAACCCAUGGUGUCAUGAAAUAACAUAAGAGCCCGUGAAGCUUGAAAAUUUUAGACCUAUAUCUUAAUCCCAAGGAUAAUGGAGAGCUCCUGAGUAUAUAUUAUAGGUGAGAACGCUUGGAGAUUCGAUGGUGAUAUGAUUUUCUGGUACUUCUUAUUUUCACACAAGCCUAAUUUAGGACUUUCUUUUAUAGGUGACCCUGUAUUUUUGUCUUCUGGUGAAUAAUUCUAUGACUAUGGGGAUAUAUCUGAUCAUGAUGUGUAAUUUAAGAUUUGUUUGUUUGACUUCUAUUAUGGAUGGUUCUUUUUUAUUUUGUUGAACUUUCUUAACUCUUUAGUACAGUUCUCAAACUGAACCAUGGUGUUGCCCCCAUAUGGACUAGAGGUUGUCAAGGUUACUAUCGAAGAGUCUCUCUGGCCCACCUUAGCCUACGUCAUGUAUUUAUUGCUGAAUUUGUGAUGGAUUGUUUGCUUUAUGUGAAUUUUGUUUGAAUCAGUUGUAAUUCUCAUGUAAUAGAAUAAUGUCAUUUACCAUAUUCUGAAACUGACCAUGCGAAUGUACCUGUUAAACUUCUUGUUCUGCAUAAAUAUUGUCUUUUCUCUCAAAUUUUAUUUUACUUUUAUUUUUUGAGUUCUGCAAAAACUAAUUCUUUCCAGGUAUGUGAACCCAUGUAACUGGACAAAACUUCAUGAAUUCCUUUAUUGAUUGUCCAGGUUUUUGACCUAGUGUAACUGGACAAUUUCAUGAAGUCAUUUAUUGUUGUCUUUCUUGAUAGACAUUGUGCACAUUGGCUUGCGUUUGUUUUUAUGCAUGUUCAUUUUCUGAGCUCUCAUAACAACAUUAUGUUUUUCAAUAUCAUCGGUAAUUCAUUCCUUAUGAACUGAAUGAAGUUAACUGCAUUCAUUGUUUUAUUCUUUUUGUUGAUUUAUACCAUGGCAUCCUUUCUGAAUUUGCUGACCAUUCUUCAUCUGGCAUGUUUGGGAUUUGGGUUUGAUGGUCGGCAUCUUGGCUUCUUCAGGGACCUAUAUUUCAUGAUGGUAUGAAAGAAUGGAGUUGUUGCAAGAGAAGAAGUCAUGAUUUUAGCUUGUUUUUAGCGAUUCCAGGGUGCAAGACAGGAAAACACACAACAGAGAAGCAAGUAUUUACAGAGCCUAAAAAGAAUGCUGUCUCUGCUCCAGCUCCAGCGCCAGCUUCAACUACCAAUGUAUCAUCAAAAGAUUCUUGUUUCCGGUGUCGACAGGGCUUCUUUUGCUCAGAUCAUGGUUCUCAAAGCAAACCUUUGAAUCCUGCUGUUAAUGCCUCUUCUGAAAGCAAAGCAAGUGUUGUUCCGAAACAACCUAAGAAGAUAGUUGAUAUAAAUGAAACCCAGAUAUGCAAAAAUCAAGGAUGUGGUAAACCUUUCAAGGAAAAGGAUAAUCAUGAGACUGCAUGCAGCUACCAUCCCGGUCCUCCUGUUUUUCAUGACCGGUUGAGAGGGUGGAAGUGCUGUGACAUUCAUGUCAAAGAAUUUGAUGAAUUCAUGAGUAUUCCUCCAUGUGCAAAGGGAUGGCAUAAUGCUGAUCCGGAGUCCUGAUCCAUGAAGAAACCGAAGGUUUUAUUUUUUCCUUUUAUUUAUUUCCUUAUUCAAAUGAAAGGGGAAAAGGUUUUGUGAAUUGACUCAAUAGUCAAUACUGGCGUCAUGUGCUGUAAUAAUUUAAAUUAUUGCUCUUUGGAGCCAGUCAGCGACUGUAGUCAAUUUGCUGAGGAGUUCGUAGGAAACAACUUUCUGAGAUGACGAUUCAAACUGCUAUGUUUUGCUUGACUAUCACCA